Messenger RNA from Notolabrus celidotus (New Zealand spotty), 1124 nucleotides. It is a transcript of the gene ppie, whose product is annotated as peptidylprolyl isomerase E (cyclophilin E). Bases 101 to 1009 code for a protein of 302 amino acids. The record is from RefSeq and is a predicted model, not a curated record. Gene Ontology annotation, cellular component: intracellular membrane-bounded organelle. The transcript has 10 exons. Gene Ontology annotation, molecular function: RNA binding; peptidyl-prolyl cis-trans isomerase activity. Gene Ontology annotation, biological process: protein peptidyl-prolyl isomerization; protein folding. NCBI's taxonomy places the organism in Eukaryota, Metazoa, Chordata, Actinopteri, Labriformes, Labridae.
CAGGCAGCGCUCGAGAGCAGUUGAACAUUGGGAGGCGGGCUCUAGUCUUACUGCACCAAUGACAAGCUGCUGGGGUCAAAGUUGAAGGGUUGAAUCCAAUAUGGCGGCUAACAAACGAGUGCUGUAUGUCGGUGGACUCGCAGAAGAGGUGGACGAAAAAGUCUUACAUGCAGCUUUUAUUCCGUUUGGAGACAUCACAGACAUCCAGAUACCGUUGGACUAUGAGACAGAAAAGCACAGAGGAUUCGCUUUCAUUGAGUUUGAAAUGGGAGAGGAUGCUGCAGCAGCUAUUGAUAACAUGAAUGAGUCUGAGCUGUUUGGAAGAACUAUUCGGGUCAACACAGCUAAACCCAUGAGGAUCAAAGAAGGCUCUUCCCGACCAGUAUGGUCGGAUGACGACUGGCUGAAGAAAUUUUCAGGGAAAACCAGCGAGGAGGCAGAGGGGGAGGCAGCCGGUGGAGAAUCAACCAACACUGCAGCACAGGAGGAUGAACCUCCAGCUAAAAAGGGCAGAGUUAAUCCUCAGGUCUACAUGGACAUCAAGAUUGGAAACAAGCCAGCAGGGAGACUACGCUUCCUUCUCCGAGCUGACAUUGUUCCCAUGACUGCAGAGAAUUUCCGCUGCUUAUGCACACAUGAGAAGGGCUUUGGCUUCAAGGGCAGUAGCUUCCAUCGCAUCAUUCCUCAGUUUAUGUGCCAAGGAGGUGACUUCACAAACCACAAUGGCACCGGUGGCAAAUCCAUCUAUGGUCGGAAGUUUGACGAUGAAAACUUUGUUCUCAAACACACUGCUCCAGGGCAGCUGUCCAUGGCCAACUCGGGGGCAAACACAAACGGCUCUCAGUUCUUUAUCACCACUGAUAAAACAGAUUGGCUGGAUGGCAAACAUGUGGUGUUUGGAGACCUGGUAGAGGGGAUGGAUGUGCUCCGUGCAAUGGAGGCUCAGGGAGCAAAGGACGGCAAGACAAAGCAGAAAGUUAUCAUCUCUGACUGUGGAGAAUAUGUUUGAAUGAUUAAGUGUUCCAGGUUAAGUGUGUCUGAGAGGAGUUUUUUCAGGGUCUUUUUGUACUUUGAAUACACAUCUGUCAUGUAAAUAUUUCAAUAAAUAACUUUUUUUAAAUAAA